Messenger RNA from Salvelinus fontinalis (brook trout), 7995 nucleotides. RefSeq names its product gap junction delta-2 protein-like. The coding region runs from base 1429 to 2343 and encodes 304 amino acids. Gene Ontology annotation, cellular component: connexin complex. The record is from RefSeq and is a predicted model, not a curated record. The transcript is spliced from 2 exons. Lineage: Eukaryota; Metazoa; Chordata; Actinopteri; Salmoniformes; Salmonidae. Gene Ontology annotation, biological process: cell communication.
GAGAGGAGAGGUAGAACAGGCACACCAGUAGGUGGGAAAAAUGGAGGGAUGGAUGAAAAGCAAGACUGGAAGAGAGUGAUAAUGGAAAAUGGUUGGUGUGUCGGUUGUGUUGUAUUUGGAGUGGAACAGUGAGAGAUGAGAGAGAGAGGAGGGGAUAAACAGAGCAAUGGAGGGAGGAGCAGAGCGAUGAUUCCUCUCUAAUCCUCUGGACACGCACGAGCCGGGUGCCUGCAGACAGACCGAGAGUGUAAGAGAGUGAGUAGGCAGGUGGAGACGGAGAGAGUGUGAAGUCAAACUGUGAGGGGAGCAAGAUGAAGGCAGAGGGAGGGAGGAGAAGAAGAAGAGCUAUUAUUCCUCUAGCACGCUGAGAGAAACCAGUGGGGAGCCUUCCUUACGAGCAGAAGCGAAGCAGCAAUUCACUCUCGCUCUCUGCCAGAGUGAGAGAGGGGGAGAGCGAGCGAGUAAACGAGAGAGAGAGAGAGGUACACUACUCUGCUGACAGUGUGAACAGAACGAGGAGAGAUGAGAGAGGGAGGGUGAAGCAGAAAACUAGACAAUGUGGAGGGAGAGCGGUAGGUAGCAGCUUGUUCAGGAGAGGUGGAGAGAGAGGCAGAGAAGCACAAGACUAGCCACAGGGAAGGAGAGAGAGAGGACGGAGGAGAGACAGUGGAGGGAGUGAAGAGGAGGAUGAGGGAGGAGUGGAGAGAGAAGACAGACGCUGAUCUUUGACUGUUGAGGACAAUGUGCGAGCGUGUGAGCGUGAGGUGUGCUUGUGAGACUGGGUGCGAUGGAUCACUGUUCCUGCACACUGUAAGUCUCAGUGCAUGGCAGGGCGUUUAGAGUGUGUGAGUCUGGUUUCAUUGUGUUUUACCAGACACAGCACAGUGGCUGAGGGAUUACGACAGCUGGGGAGAUAGUGUGAGGCUCUUCUAUGUGUGUUGUGGUAGCGAGCAGGUGUGUGUAUGUGUGUGUGUGUGUGAAAGCAGCAGGGCAGCUGGAGACAGAGAUAGGUAGAAAGGCCAGGUACACCUAGAGGGCAGGAUCGCAGAGAGAGAGAACCCACGUGAGAACAGAACAAGUGAAACAGGGACACCAACUCUGCCACCAGAUACAGUGCUUGUACGUACGUACGUGCGCGCGCGUCUGCACGGCGGCACACAGAGAACCGGCACACAGAGAACCGGCACCGGUCCAGUCAUCUCAGGUCAGCGCGGUGGGGGUGGAGCCAGGGUCCAUGGAUAUCCACCAGGCAGCCAUGGGGGCCCAGUGAGCUGUAGUAGAGGACGCCCUCUGCCCCCAGUCCCACCCAGCAGCAGCACUCUCGCUUCCCCUCCGGUGGGUAGACGAAGGUGAGCCUAGGGCACCUCGAAGCACCGAAGGAGGGCCUACAGCGGGUUUCCUGUGCCCAGAGGAGGAACCACGGCCAUCAUGGGGGAGUGGACCAUCCUGGAGCGCCUCCUGGAGGCUGCCGUCCAGCAGCAUUCCACCAUGAUCGGAAGGAUUCUUCUGACUGUGGUGGUGAUCUUUCGGAUCCUGAUCGUGGCCAUCGUUGGCGAGACGGUGUACGAGGACGAGCAGACCAUGUUCAUCUGCAACACCCUGCAGCCGGGCUGCAACCAGGCCUGCUACGACAAGGCCUUCCCCAUCUCCCACAUCCGCUACUGGGUCUUCCAGAUCAUUCUGGUGUGUACGCCCAGCCUGUGCUUCAUCACCUACUCUGUGCACCAGUCGGCCAAGCAGCGUGACAGACGCUACUCCUUCCUCUACCCACUGAUGGAGCGUUCGGAUUACGGGCAAAGUGGCACCAGGAAGGUUCGUAACAUCAACGGUAUCCUGGUGCACCACGGCGACGGUGGCGGGAAGGACGAGCAUGACUGCAUGGAGGUGAAGGAGAUCCCCAACGCGCCGCGGGGGCUCACACACGGCAAGAAGUCCAAGCAGCGCCAGCAGGAGGGCAUCUCGCGCUUCUACAUUAUCCAGGUGGUGUUCCGUAACGCACUGGAGAUCGGCUUUCUGGUGGGACAGUACUUCCUAUACGGCUUCAGCGUGCCGGGCAUCCUCGAGUGCGACCGCUACCCCUGCGUGAAGGAGGUGGAGUGCUACGUGUCGCGGCCCACCGAGAAGACGGUCUUCCUGGUCUUCAUGUUCGCCGUGAGCGGCAUCUGCGUGCUGCUCAACCUGGCAGAGCUCAACCAUCUGGGCUGGAAGAAGAUCAAGGCAGCCAUCCGGGGCGUGCAGGCCCGCCGGAAGUCCAUCUGCGAGAUCCGCAAGAAGGACAUGACCCACAUGUCGCAGCCCCCCAACAUGGGCAGGACCCAGUCCAGCGAAUCCGCCUACGUCUGAUGGAGACAGGGCUAUACGCUGGGUAAGUGAGGGGCAGGGUAGGGAACGAGUGGGACGACCACUCCAUUCCACUCUCUCUUUUUACAGUUUUAAUGGAAAGAGGAGGAGGAGGACGGUGAAAAAAAGCUGCCAAGGAAUAUUUGCUGUAUUUUUUAAAUUUAUUAUGAGACCAGCUGCACCUGUUCUUGUCAUACCUUGUCAUGUGUAUGAUUUUUUUUUAUUGGGACGUUCCCAAAGUGCUGUACGGAAGUCUUUAAGGAGAGGCUUCUGGCUGUUGUAGGGUUUCCGGGCCAGGGGCGGUGGGGUGGAGAAGGGGACCGAAGGGUAGGCUAUGUCAUGAUGCUGUUCUGGCUUAUGUCAUCCAUGAUGAAGAGAGUAGGAGGGGUGGUUAACUGAGAAGGAGCGGAAGAGCUGUCGCAAUGAUGAUCCGACUCUCCACAAGCAGCACACACGGUGUCGACUUUCUAUCCCCUCUUUGCUGGUGUGGAGAGAGAAUGAUGUUCCUCUCAAGCUGGUCUCCAAAGAUUACGAUGACAGAGAGAGCCAGUGUUCGGGACUCCUGGAGCUGGUGCCAGAAGAAACUGCUGUUUACAUUUUGUCUCCUGGCAAACAAUUAUUAACACAAACACCAUGAAGGAAUACUGAAAAAAAAAAUUCUCUACUUCUCCACUGCUGGCACCUGCACCAUUGAGACUGAGGGUGGAUGACAGUAAUGUCUUCUCCUCUUCUCCUCGGUGUAAACUUUAGAGAUAAACCCAAGGAGGUCACGAAUAAAUGAUACCUCCACAGUCACAAACCGUUCCCCUCCACACCAACACCCCCACCAACAUCUCUCCAGCAUUCCAAUGUGUUGCGUGUGUUUGUGACUGACUGAAAUAAAGAUAAAAAUAAAAGGGAAUAGGGAGAGAAAUAGGGAAUAAGAGAGAGUAAGAGAGGAACCUUCUCCUUGCAAUCUAUGUGGAGAAGAACCAGAUCAUUGUAUUACUAAUUUAAAUGUUUAUGAUAUCAUUAUUAUGAGUUGAUUUAUUCUUUUCGUGACAAAGUUGGUGCCAUCCUUUGGAUUUACUUCUUGUUUGAAAGUUCCUGCAUAGUAUUUCCUCUUUUAGUUGAGAGAGUAUGUCAAAAUAGAUGUAUUUGUCUUCAUGGAGGGAGGGGAGGCAAAAAAAACAUGGUUGGGUUUCAUGAGGGUACUUUGUUUAGGUUAAUUUCAAAGCAUUUUGCCUCCGAUCGAUGGAACUGAAUUUGUGUCUGAGAGGAGGAUCGCAUGAGGUAUUUGAAAAAGGCAUGUACACAAGCAGUGCUUCUAGAAGCAACAAAGUGUUGUCAUGAUUGUACUCCUGACAGAGAACAUGUUCAUCUACUGGUUUGUGCUGCAUCUCUCUCAUAUGUGGUGAUCAGCAGGCAUGCCUUUAAGAGACAAAGAAAAGACUGAGGAAAGUACCAAGGACAAUAAGCGCUGCACCAUGAUCCUUGACAGACGGGAGAGAGAAAGGAACUCUCGUUGGGAAAAGCUCUGUAGCACCAGCAAUAAAAGCCCAACACACUCGCUCAACGCCACUUAAGACAGGGUUCAGCUUUUCUACAAUAGUGGUACGCUCUAAAAGGGAUCCCACAUUUACAGCACAAUGGCCUUUGACCCUGCAGUGAGGCCAGACAUGGGAGUUGGAGGUGGGGGGGGUCCGUGUUGUGGAUAUAUUGAGGGAGUGGUUUGUACACUAAGCAGUAGUAGUGUCCAUGGCGAUGAAAUAAUAAGAAGGCCAAACAUGACCAGCGAGGUGCUUCACCAUACUGUACACGGUGCCUGUGUGUGUGUGCUUGCAUGCGUGUGUGCUCCUUGGUUUAUGUCCCAUCCAGAGAGAGCAACCCCAUCAGCAUGGUUCUGCUUGAGUGGAAAUGCUUGGGCCGGAACAUUCUCCUGGUGUUCUACCCCAGGAUCAUAUGGGAACCCUGUAAUGGGGGUCACCCCAAGCACUGCCAAGGGACACACAGCCUGAAGUGUGUAAUCUCUGAAACACUCUGUAGGGAGCAGGAGAGAGAAGAAGGAGAGGGGAGUUGCUGGUAGACAUUGACAUCAGGACAGGGAGGAACAGUCCCAGCAUGCAUUUCACACCACUCGAAAUUUAGAUGACGCAAGCCAAGCAGAGAAAACAGACAUAGGAGAGGAAAUAUGGCUGUCAGUACCAGUGGAAUAUGGAAAGCCACAAAGCCUUUAGUUGCACAUUUGUUUGAAAAGAACAGGAAAUUAACAAUGUCCUAAACAGAACAACAGAAAGCCAUGACAUCAUUCAGACAGAGCAAAGGGCUCUAAAAACAAAGGCCUUGCUAGUCAUUCAAUUACAGAGGAUUACAAACACCAAGAGACAACUUUAUGGAGAUAGAACGGUUCAGAACUGUCCCCAUGUAAGAUGGCUGACAAAUUGUUCCCUUCUAGAGCAUUGGGGCUCUAUGAAAUCAGCCUCUUGAGUUGUAUCUCUAUGUAUGAGUCCAGCUAUCCAUGCUCCUCCUCUCUAUCCUCACUGAGCACACUACUGACGUAGUGGUAUAGUCUUAUUGAGGUGUGACUGGUGAAGUGGCCAAAGAAGACUCUUUAUUCAUUCAGUCUUGUCUGUGAUUCACCCUCUGAUACUAGUCGGUAAUCUCUGGUAUAGAAUUAGUCCCCUUCUUCAGAGCUCGUUGAAUGUCCGUGGGAUUGGAUGAGGAGGAGCCUUGUUCUUAGAAGACCGCUGAGAGGGUGUAAUAAUAGAGGUUAAGGCCGGGCUUUCUUUAAAUGACCCUGGGCCCUUCUCUUUAAGAAAGGGCUUGGUAAGGUUAACCAGAAGUAUAGUAUGGAUAUACAGGACUCUCCAGUCCCCAAGUGUCUCUGCUCUCUGGCUGCUCACCACUGCUCUCCUGUCUGGUCUCAUUGAGGGGUAUAUAACAGGGUUGGGAUGAGGACACUUCCCAAAGUGAAUACUUCCCAAAGUGAAUACUUCCCAAAGUGAACACUUCACAGGGUUCUAGCGGUCCAAUGGUCUCCAGUCUAUAUGUGAAAAUUAUGCAAUUUUAUUUUCUUGAUUUGGCUUGUGGAUUCAUUUUAUUGUCUGUUGCUCUCUUUUUUUGUACAGUGAUGUAAUUGAAAGACAAAUCGAAAAGGUUGUUUUUUUUCCUAUGUAAAGAACAAAACAUUUGAAAUGUGCAAACUGGGGCGGUGUGUUGAUGUAAUGCACUAGUGUUGUAUCCUUCCCUUGCCAAAGUGAUAUGCAAAUGACAUGGUGUUUCAAAUGUAUUCUUUUUUAAGGCAUGUACAAUGGCUAGAAUAAGCAUGUUUCUACCUGUUUUUAAAAACUCUAUCUUAAAAAAGAAGAGGUUUUUUAGUCGUUGUCCAAGCUGUUGAGAUAAAACGUGUACUAAGUCUUGAUGUCAGGAAUCUCUAAUUUCCAACUCUUUUACAAGUCAGUACCAACUCAAGUAGUCAUUUCUAAACGGAAUAGGGUAGGGUUUUUUACCACCAUUUUGAGAUACUUUGAAUUACCUGCUAUAAAAAAUAGUUUAAAUAACAACACUAAAGAUGUGGAUACUCUGAAUUAUACUUGUGUACUGCAAGACAAAUGUUUCAGGGUAAAUAAACACUACAUUGACAAAAUAGAGGACACAACAUUCCAGAGUAAAUGAAUUAUGAUCUAAUGAAUUAGCUCUGAUGAAAGAAUCAGUGAAGCACUAAGACACAGUAACAUUAUGGGGACUGUGUAGCCCUCUGCUCCAGGUCAACACAUUGAGGGCUACUGCACAUCAUACAGACAGUCUCAGGAAUUAUGCACUUCUAAAUGAUUAGCAAUCUUUUAAAACUCGGUUUUUAUUCAUAUUUCUACAACUAAUUCAACCAAACUUUUCUAAACGCUAUCAGUCAACACCUGCAUCCUUUCGUAAACAGGGAACAGCAUUAGGCUCAAACGGGCACAUAAAGUAUUGUCAAUCAGUACACACAUUAGUAUUAUUACAUAACUUCUUGUAUCCAAGCCUCAACCAAACCCUCUAGCCUGAAACAUUGGUGCUAAUCUACCCUCAUCCUGUGAUGCAUUGAAUCAGUGACAAGGAAGAAGGUAAUUUCCCAGGCAAGUUCAGAUAACGAUUUCCUAGGAGAUGGAAGCAAGGACCUACAGACAGCUCACAACUCUUCCAAUUGGCAGGAACGGACACCAUCUGUGGUGGCAGAGAGCAAACCCUGGAGGUUGUGACACUUUUAAAUACCUGCUGUACCGUCACUCUAGCGCACUACUACCACCAGCGCCACCUGUCCUAACCUCACAUGUAGGGCUGCAUCAAACCAGUGGCAUGGGGGGUGUGGAGAGGUAACAGACCCAGGUUUACGUCAUCAGGUCUGGCACCGCCGACUCUUGAGACAAAGGGACCCGUCUAAACAUUUUAACGAGACCGACUGUGUUGAAAGUUUUAUAAACAAGGGCUUUAUAGUUUCAGCACAGACAGUGUCUUGGUCUCCUUCAUCCCCCUUCACCAUAGAAACAAAAACAUAACAUACCGCUAUCCCAAUAUUUAUCUCCCUAAGAGGACGUGGUGACCCAUGUUUGGUGCUCAAGGACUUAAUCAAACCUUUAUCCUUGUGCCAAUGGGUGAUACGCGGUGCCGUCAACUUCACUAGCCUGAAAGACAAACACAUCAGAACUCUUGCUCAGGAAUAUCUACACAAGGCAACAGCAAACAUGACGUCCCCCCACGAAUGAUGAUACUUGUUACAUUCCUUUAGCAUCCCACUCUCCACUCUGAGAGUCGGAGCCAUGAUGAAGCCAGCUCUGUCUUUUUAUGUGAAGCACAUGACACACACUGAGUCCGAGGCGUCGACGUGCUAGAAGUGCACUCGAUGCACGGAGCUGAUGUAGUCGACACAGACAGCCACAUCGAGCUGGAUUAGGCAUAUUUAUUUCGUUUAUGGGGGCAAUUUCCAACCCUUUAAUCUCUCAUGAUAUCAAUAGUGAUGAGGUCAUUUCAUUCAACCGAGAGCUACUAGAUCUAGUGAGGAGGGGGCUAAGGCUGUGAGGUUUUUCAGAAGGGAAGCUUUAGUGUGGGGAAAACGCCUACUAAUUCGUAUAGCCUACGUGUACCGCAGCAGUCCCCUCACCUGACACAGUGGCCCUUUGUGUCAUAAAGUAGCAUAGUUAGCGAGCUAGAGUUAAACGAUUUACAAAAAGCUUUUGAUUCUUGAUCAACAACACCGCUGCACUGUAAAAUGAACUUCGGCUACCUUACAGGAGUGGUUCUUACGGUUCGGUCAUGAAAAAUAAUACCAAGAAAGUGUUCGGGUAGGAGAGUGUGUUGAGGACCAGGUAAUGUCUAUAUUUGUCUCAGUUGCAACCACAGGGUACUAAAAUGACUGAACGACAGGUAGACUUGUUCUUAAGGAGCAGAAAGGGAAACAUAUUAGCUGUAGAAGAACAUCUAAUUGUUUCAUCAUAGCUCUGUAUAUCUCCAACAUCUACAUGGAUGUGAAAAAAUAUGCCAAGAAAUUGAAAAAAAAACAUUUGUUUGUGAUUAAUGGAAAAUCUGUUGUUUUGACUGCAGAUUUGAUUUUAUAUCCAACUGACCUUAUUUGAAGGCUUCUUAACCAUUGUUUCUGACUUGUGUACUGUAUGUGAAGACUGAAUAAAACCUUGAAUGUUA